AUGCCUUCUCCCUUCCUAACCCCGAGCUCCCACUCCGAGCUGGGCCAGCUCGCCCUCCUCCAUCUUCGCCGCGACAAUACCAUCCCGGCCGUCCUCCGCCUCCAUGACGACGAAAACUUAGGCUACAAGGAAGGAAACGUAACAAACACCCGGUUUGGCUCAUUUCCGCACAGUACGCUUCAUGAUAAACCAUGGGGCUCCCAGAUCAUAGCCUCAAAGGUCGACACGGGCUCGCGCGGCCGUGCGAAUCUCAAAAAGCGCAAAGCAGCCCAGCUCGACUCUCCCAGCGGAACCGGCGGCGAUGAAGACGCCGACGCCGACAGCAGCAAACCAACACGCGAAGCUCCCGUCGCCGCAGCAAGCGGUUUCCUUCAUAUCCUCCGCCCGACCCCGGAGCUUUGGACCGCCUCGCUCCCCCACCGCACCCAAGUCGUCUACACUCCAGACUACAGCUACGUCCUGCACAGGCUCGGCGUGCGCCCCGGAUCAACGCUCAUCGAAGCCGGUGCUGGAAGCGGCUCCUUCACACAUGCGGCCGUGCGCGCCGUCUUCAACGGGUAUCCCGAGACCACAGAUACAACCCAACCACCAACAAAGCGUCGCCGUCGCCUCGGUAAAGUAUGCAGCUUCGAGUUCCACGCGCAGCGCGCCGACAAAGUCCGCGAGGAGAUUCAUGAGCAUGGCCUCGACGGCCUCGACUACGUCACCCACCGCGACGUCUACCAGGACGGGUUCCUGCUUAACGACGCCGACGGCAAGCCAUCCAUAUCCCCCAAGGCGAACGCCAUCUUCCUCGACCUGCCGGCCCCCUGGCUCGCACUAAAACACCUCGUCCGGAACCCUGAAUCCGGCGCGGAAUCACCACUUGAUCCUGCUGCCCCAGCCCACAUCUGCACGUUCUCGCCGUGCAUGGAACAGGUCCAGCGCACGAUCAGCGCGCUUCGCCAGCACGGAUGGCUGCAUAUCUCGAUGGUCGAACUCCAGCACCGCCGGAUAGAGGUUAAGCGCGAGAAGACAGGGUUAGAAUUCGAGGGCGUCCGCGGCGCAAACGUGUUCCCCCGCAACGUCGAAGAUGCCGUGCAGAAGAUGCGCGUCGUCGAGGAACGUUCCCUCCGCUUCCGCGACGUCGUACAGCAGCAGGAACAAGAACAGGAACAGGAACAGGAAGGAGACGAAACCACAACACAACCGCAAACCGCGACACAAACGCCAUCAGACCUACCCACAUUCACACCAUCCUCCAAUCUCGAAAACAUCCCGCCCUACGCGCAGGGCCGCCUUGUGCACCGCACCGAGCCGGAUCUCAAAACACACACUUCGUAUCUUGUCUUCGCCGUUCUGCCGCGCGAGUGGACGGAGGAGGAUGAGCUCAAGUGUGCGGAGAAGUGGCCGAGUCAGCUUGUGGAUGAGGAGGGGGUCCAACCUGCUAAGGGGAAGAGCCGGCGGCAGAUGAAGAGGGAGGCGAAGGCCGCGGGUGGCAGUAAGAAUGGGAAUGAGAAUCAGGGGUAG
Molecule: messenger RNA, 1509 nt
Organism: Aspergillus mulundensis
Lineage: Eukaryota; Fungi; Ascomycota; Eurotiomycetes; Eurotiales; Aspergillaceae
Gene: trm61
Product: tRNA 1-methyladenosine methyltransferase subunit GCD14
Exons: 1
Coding region: 1-1509 (502 amino acids)
Biological process (GO): tRNA methylation
Cellular component (GO): nucleus; tRNA (m1A) methyltransferase complex
Source: RefSeq, a predicted model, not a curated record